Messenger RNA from Etheostoma cragini (Arkansas darter), 1350 nucleotides. It is a transcript of the gene eipr1, whose product is annotated as EARP complex and GARP complex interacting protein 1. The record is from RefSeq and is a predicted model, not a curated record. NCBI's taxonomy places the organism in Eukaryota, Metazoa, Chordata, Actinopteri, Perciformes, Percidae. Gene Ontology annotation, molecular function: protein binding. Bases 226 to 1275 code for a protein of 349 amino acids. The transcript is spliced from 8 exons. Gene Ontology annotation, biological process: protein ubiquitination.
ACUUCUUUUACGUAGUUUUAAAAACCUUUACAACGUUGCACGACUAUCGUUACGUAUUUUAGUUGCACGUUCCAUUUUUUGCUAGUUUUUUUAAUCGCGGAAGUGCUGCGUUGUGUUUUGUGCAGUAAGUAACACAGUUACAGUAUUUCUGUAGUGCUUUCAUUGUGAGACGGCGUUUAAAAAAGAGAAAAAGAUCAGACGUUAACUCUGGAAACAGAUUGAAAAAUGGAGGACGACGCUCCUGUCAUUUAUGGUCUCGAAUUCCAGGCACGAGCACUUACUGCCCAGGCAGCUGAAACUGAUGCCAUUCGUUUCCUUGUAGGCACACAGUCACUAAAAUUUGACAACCAGAUCCACAUCAUUGACUUUGAUGAUGAGAAUAACAUCAUUAAUAAGAAUGUCCUUCUGCACCAAGCUGGGGAGAUAUGGCACAUUGGCGCCAGUCCUGCAGAUAAGGCUGUGCUCACCACCUGCUAUAACAAAACCAGUGACAGCAGGGUGGUGUCCUGUGCGGCAGUAUGGCGAAUGCCCUCUGAUUGGGAGACAGGAAGCCAUGAGUCACCUGACGACUCCGCCCACAACCCCCAAACCUUGGAGCUGCUCUGUCACCUAGAUGACAGCGCCCACAUCAACACUGUCUGCGUGCUAUGGGAGCCCAUGGGGGAUGGCAAGCGUGUGAUUUCAUUGGCUGAUAACCACGCACUACUCUGGGACCUGCAGGAGAGUUCCACACAGGCCAAGGUCUCCAACACUGCCACCCUGGAGGGCAAAGGGCAGCUCAAGUUCACCUCGGGCAAGUGGAGCCCCCACCACAGCUGCAGCCAGCUCGCCACAGCCAAUGACACGGCCAUACGAGGCUGGGACCUUCGCACCAUGAGUCAGAUCUACUGCAUAGAGAAUGCCCAUGGCCAGCUGGUGCGUGACCUGGACUUCAACCCCAACCGCCAGUACUAUCUGGCCAGCUGCGGAGACGACUGUAAGGUCAAGUUCUGGGACGUGCGCAACGUCCAGGAGCCCGUCAAAACCCUGGAGGAGCACUCACACUGGUGGGUGCAUUGGUGGGGGCCGGGGUGUCGGACCAGGGGUGGAAACGGAUUCAGGGGUAAGGAGCCCCUAAAGGACAGCGUGGUGUCUACCUAUGAGGAACAUGAAGACAGCGUAUAUGCGGCGGAGUGGUCGUCGGCCGACCCCUGGCUCUUCGCCUCGCUGAGCUACGAUGGGCGCCUCGUCAUCAACAGGGUCCCCCGCGCCCUCAAAUACCGCAUCCUUCUCUGAGAGAGUGGGCAGGGACAGGUGAUCUGAAUGUGUGUGUGUGUGUGUGUGUGUGUGUGUACAGGAAGUGUGCUAGAG